Messenger RNA from Cryptotermes secundus, 2609 nucleotides. RefSeq lists its product as uncharacterized. The transcript has 6 exons. Lineage: Eukaryota; Metazoa; Arthropoda; Insecta; Blattodea; Kalotermitidae. The record is from RefSeq and is a predicted model, not a curated record. Bases 159 to 938 code for a protein of 259 amino acids.
CGUUUCUCUUCAGAAACUUUUUCCAUGAAAAGCGUUUGUUGAUUGUGGCGUUAUUGUACAAGAAGUUGCGUGCAUUUGAAGAGAAUUUGGGGCAUGCUGAAGUGAGUGUACACAAGUAUGGCGUGACCUGGACGCAAAAAUCCAACAUCUUUAUAAUUAUGAAAAUAAAUAUUCGCUCUCCAAUUCGCCAGUUAUUACGAAUUAAUGUUAUGCUGAUCCUAACAAGUGCAGUUCGGACAGUGCCUAUUGGGACCACAGCCCCUGGACUUAACUUCGAUUUGCUAGCAAACGGAAGUGACGAGCAAGAGCAGAAGAAACUGCAGCUGGAAUGGAUUAAGAAAGAGACAGAAAUGACCCAAGGGGGGCUGCAGGUUCUCGGCGAUGCUCAUGAUCUGCUCUCCUCUGGUGUCACCAGCCUUCCAGAUACUUUUCCAACUGUGGAAAACUUGGUCUCUGACGAGACAAACAGCGCCGGAGUUGAGCUGCAAGAAGUAACUGAAGUCGGCGAAGAUGUGGGCCGCCCUGGUGACGAAGUAGAUGCAGAACUAAUGCAGGUGCGGCAGCGUCUGCAGAAACUUGACUUCUACUUCGAGUUUCUGCGCGUCAUGUCCGAGGACUGUCGCCAGAGGAUGCUGUGUGAAGUAAUGAGGGAGCCCGGACGCUUUUACCCCCUCAGCAGCGUCCUAGAGGACGCCGUCAGUUCUGCCGGAACUUUCCAAUACCUGACGUCAGAACUGGUGAAUACCACGGAAGGUGCCAGACUUUUGUCCUACUUAGAGGCUGCUUUCAGAGGGCAGGACAGCAGAACAAGGACAUGCGCUGUUUUCCAGUACCGGUGUCCUAGCAGGACGGAGGAUAUGAUAAACUACGACGCCCUCUGCCUCUGGAGGGAGAUGGUCCGUUGGCUCACAAUCCACGUCAUAGCCAAGGCCCAUUAGCAACUGUCAGUGUACAUAAUCAUUGCCACAUUUAAACAAUGUAUAUACAAAGGUGACAUUUCUUUAUACAGGCAAUAUGUAAUAAAGCUGACAUAAUAAGAGUUACAAAGUGACUUGUUAUAAUGGAAAACUGAAUAUUAAUGUUCAUUCUGUUCACGAAAAUACUGUGUCGACUUCAACCCACAUAAACAUGUCUCGCUUUCUUAGACAGAUCUCCAGAACCCCAAACUGAUGAAGCACUAAAACACUUUUUUUCCCACUAGGAGAAAAAUUUUCUGAUACUCCGGACUGAUCAACAGAAUUCAUUAUAUGCGCCUUAUUUGCAUGAGUAACCCAUGCCCAAAGCCCAGAUUGAGAGAACACUGUCUCUCGUUCUCAGAUUUUUCUUUUUUUCUCAGUUAUUCCUGGUUCCUUUCUCGGAAACACCUUAACAAUUCGCCUUUUAAGUGUCUAAUUUGUAUAGGAAGUUAUCCUGAAGCAAAAUUCCUAUAAAUCUGUCUCUCGUCGAGAAUUUUUAGAUUUCCUGGUUGGUCAACCUGGACAUCAUAUAUAUAAGUACAUACCAGGAUUACCAACAGCAAGUGUCGUGUACACAUGAGGACUCGAAUUAUCACAAAUUUUCGAGACUCAGAAAACAGUGAAAUACGUGUAUGUCACGUAGAAACUUCCGGGAUUUCCCGAUCGAUCAAUGUCUAUAUCAUGUGACAGGUGUUAAAGUGACUUGUUUACACUGGGCGAAAACCCGUGACAGAAUUACGACAUUAAAGGGAAAUCGAAAGAUUUAUUUUUCUCUCUAAGACUUGUUUCUUCGACUUUCCUCGUUGAUCAGCCCCCGGGGGGAGGGGGAGAAGGGGGGGGUGUAUAUUUGAAAGUUCACACGAGGAGAACCAAAAACACGUAAAUUACAGUGCACUUGUGCCAAAAUAUACGGUUUUAAAUCAUUUAUUUGUUUUAUAAAUAAAUAGGACAUCUAAGUUUGAUUCAAAUAAAUUACAAUAAAUAUAAAUAAAUAUAAAAUUCUCAACUAAGAAACGUCAGUACCUUGACUGAAGGCCAAGAACGUUCUUCAUUCAUCGCACAAACAGUUGGAAAACACGUACAAUUAACAGAAUUAUCAUCCAUUACCAAAAUACACUUCCCACGUAAUUACCAUAUUCUCAAAUAAUGUAUUCUAGAUAUGUUUACAACUUCUAGAAAAUUACAAAUAAUUCUAUGUGUUGCACAUAAUCCAUUGUUAAAGGUAACUUCUUCGUUUGAAACACAGUCAAAUACUGGGUCAGAGGUAACGCGAAAUGAUCUGUUCCAUUUCUUUCAAUGUUGGGGUGGAGUGAGUCUGGGUCAUUUAGUACUGCUGCUGUAAAGUGGCCCCAUUGUACUGGAUGAUAAAUGGGGGCUUUGGUGAUGUGGUAUAUCUGAGGCUAGUCGCCAGCUUCUCGCCACAGUGGCCCACAAGGGAUCCUAGGGAAGUUUUUGAUGGACAAAGUGACACUAGAGCAGGUUUUCCUUCUAGUGCUCUGAUAUUCCCUUAACAUUUAUUAGUACAUCAUUGCUCCAUAUUUAUCUAUAAUCCUGGUGUAGCAGAGUGGAACAGUUUGGUACCCCAUUACCAAGAGACUCAGUCUCACCCAGGUAAAAUAAGGCCAUCUAGGCCCAUAGGGUUGUGAGACGUUA